Prosopis cineraria is the source of this 1140-nucleotide messenger RNA. Its product is annotated as spindle and kinetochore-associated protein 1 homolog. The record is from RefSeq and is a predicted model, not a curated record. The transcript has 10 exons. Gene Ontology annotation, cellular component: spindle microtubule; outer kinetochore; mitotic spindle. Gene Ontology annotation, molecular function: microtubule binding. Bases 47 to 856 code for a protein of 269 amino acids. NCBI's taxonomy places the organism in Eukaryota, Viridiplantae, Streptophyta, Magnoliopsida, Fabales, Fabaceae. Gene Ontology annotation, biological process: chromosome segregation; cell division; mitotic cell cycle.
CUGAAAAAAAGUAGUAGAUGCGUCGAAUUUGAAUCACAGAGGAGAAAUGGAAGUGAAAAAGGCUGGGUCAUCUCUUGAUUCGUUGAUCUCUUCCUUCAACGCUCGGAUUACCGAGCUUCAAGAGCUCGUAAUUGGAAGAAACAUGUAUCCAGCGAGCAGCAUCACCGAUCUGUCGGCAGUAGACACUGCGCUCAAAACUCUAGAGCUUCAGGUGCAAGCCAUCAAGGACCGUUUACGCGAGGAGACUGAAGCUAUUCCUAAAGCCAAGAAACUAAUCAACGUAUCACUGAAGCAGCAAAAGAAAUUGCUGAACAUGUCUCUUCAUGUUCCUUCACUUGUGCCUGAUAGAGGGAUAAUGUCAAAUUCGGAAACUAGUAGAUGUCUAUUUCCUGAAUUUUCUGGACAAGAACCUGGAGUUGAUUCUCUAAAACUUGAUGAGGAGCCUGCAGUAUUACCUAAGGAGAAAAAGGGCCGCGGAUCUCCACCAUUGUGGCACAUCACCGGAAGUGAACUAGACUCCUUGUCAUCAUACAUGAGAGGUAGGCUUACACUAGAAAAGGUGAAUGCAGCAAUUAAUGAUAUGGCAUCUUAUGCCGAAGCAAAUGCUCAACUUAUUGAUGCUCCCAGAAAAAAGUUGGCAGAAAAUAUUUUGGAAAAAGCCCUGGAAUUAAGAGAUGUUGCAGCUGUGGAAGGGAUAAAGGGGAAACACUUUUUCAUCGAGACUGACAUAAAAGGUCCUAACCUGAAGCUUGAUAACACUGGAAAAGCAAUUCUGACGGUCCUUCGUCACCUCGGCCGCAUUAGUGAGACUCGUGUCAGGCAUCAUCGGGUCAUAAUUAUGCAGAAACCUCAGUAAAAGGUUAGGCAAUCAAUAUAUGUGAGAUGAUACCUGCUCAAGAGGGUUUGAAUAGGGUAACAAAGAUUUGACAAAUGCAAAGAGCAACUUACAAGACUGAUUUGUGUAAAAUAUGAACAUUAUUAUGUAUUCGCUUUCUUUAAAUUUCUUUCCAAGUAUUUCUUCUCUGCUUGUACCUUCCUCCCGUAUAAAGCACAAUUUUCCUCGGGACUUUUCUUUGUUUAACCUGGCUGUUCAAAAACCCGGACAACUGGGUCCAAUCUGGCUAAAUUUGAUCCAGUCCA